This is a messenger RNA of Girardinichthys multiradiatus, 4238 nucleotides long. It is a transcript of the gene adamtsl2, whose product is annotated as ADAMTS-like 2. Gene Ontology annotation, biological process: extracellular matrix organization. Lineage: Eukaryota; Metazoa; Chordata; Actinopteri; Cyprinodontiformes; Goodeidae. The coding region runs from base 149 to 2962 and encodes 937 amino acids. Gene Ontology annotation, cellular component: extracellular matrix. The record is from RefSeq and is a predicted model, not a curated record. The transcript is spliced from 19 exons.
ACAUUGACAGCAGCUCUCAUCACUACAGCUCAACACUGGUGUCGCCGGCAGGCUGAAACCCAUUCAAACACACAUUAAAUCACACACACAGACUCUGAGUGGCAUCUUCAGCACACACCAGGACGCCCUUGGACUGCUGCAGGCUAGGAUGAGGGUGUGGUCAUGGGAGCAGUUUAGGGAGACAGGUGUGGUCCUCCUGGGCUUCUUGACGCUGACGAUGUCUGUGGGAAACCUGUCCACCAGAGGCCUGCAGGAGGAGGGUGCAGCCUCCAACAGCCUGGAAGAUCAGCAGGAGGUGACCACCUACUGGUGGGGCGAGUGGGCCAAAUGGACUGCCUGCACUCGGACCUGUGGAGGGGGGGUGAUGUCCCAGGAGCGUCACUGCCUCAAACAGAGAAAGAAAGUUACUGCUGGGAAGGACAACAUGACCUGCACAGGAACGGCCAAGAAAUAUCAUCUCUGCAACAGUGUAGACUGUCCUGCCUCUGGAAGGAGCUUCAGAGAGGAGCAGUGUUGGUCGUUUAACUCACAGCGUUACAGUGGGAGGAACUACUUGUGGAAACCUCUCUAUCCUGAUGAUUAUGUCCAUAUCUCCAGCAACCCCUGUGACCUCCACUGCACUACGACCGACGGCCAGAGGCAGCUCAUGGUGAUGGCGCGAGACGGCACUUCCUGCAAGUACAGCAGCUACCGCGGCGUCUGUGUGGAAGGUACGUGUGAGCCGAUCGGAUGUGAUGGGGUUCUGUUCUCCUCCAACACUUUGGAUAAGUGUGGUGUUUGCCAGGGAGACGGCAGCAGCUGCAGCAAAGUCACCGGGAACUUCCGGCGAGGAGCCACGACUCUGGGUUAUUCUUUCAUCACCCAAAUCCCUGAAGGGUCCUGGGACAUCCAGAUCAUCGAGAGGAAAAAAUCAGCUGAUGUUCUUGCUGUGACAGACCAGGCAGGAAACUUCUUCUUUAACGGCGCCUAUAAGUUGGAUAGCCCCCAGAACUUCCAUGCAGCAGGAACCAUCUUUAAAUACCGACGGCCCAUGGACGUGUAUGAGACUGGGAUCGAAUACAUUGUCGCCAAAGGCCCCAUCGACCAGGCAAUCAAUAUCCUGGUGUGGAACCAGAACGGCCGAACGCCCUACAUUACCUACGAAUACACUGUCCUCCGGGACUCCCUGCCCCCAGUCCCACCUCCUCCAGUCUACACGGGAUCAGACACCUCAACUGGGGAGGUGUCUGUGGAAGAAGACAGCCUCACGCCCCCUAACGGCAGUGUUUAUGACCAGACGGUUCCUGGGACCCAGUUGGGGACAGGUGAGGCCGACGGACAGAAGGGCCAGGAGACCAACGAGGUGUUUGAGGAGAAGACAGCGAUCGACUGUGACGAGGAUGAAGCAGGGGUACCGGUACCAAAACUUACAGAUAAAGGAAACAGCAGCCAAACUCACAGCACUGUCAAACCUCCCCCUGAUGGUGGACUCCUGGACCCGGGACGUGAUUCCACGAACCUCAUCUGGAGGGUUCUGCUGGAUGGACGGAUCAGUCCGGACGAGCUGCUGAUCAACAUCUCCACCAAUCAGCUGCUGACGGAAGGAGAUGCCUUGUUCUCACCUGAGGUGGGCCUGAGUGACCCGGAGCGGGCGGUCCCAUUGGAUCUAAACGAGACGCUGGAGUUUGCUCUGGGACACAAAGGCAACGACAGCGGAGACAACCAGAACAGGACGGCCCAGACGGUCGCUGGCCGUUCCAACAGAACCAGGGGGAAUCAAAGGUUCUACCAGAAGAAUCUGAAGCUGAGUGCUGCUGAUAUGUACCGCUGGAAACUUUCAUCUCAGGAGCCCUGCAGCAUGACCUGCUCUAUAGGCGUGUCCAAGUCCUUCGUCUCAUGUGUUCGUUACGAUGGGGUCGAGGUCCAUGAUAUGUACUGUGAUGCUCUGACCAGACCAGAACCGGUCCAUGACUUUUGCAUUGGUAGAGAGUGUCAGCCGAGAUGGGAGGCGAGCAGCUGGAGCGAGUGCUCCCGGACCUGCGGGGAGGGUUUCCAGUUUCGUCAGGUUCGCUGCUGGAAGAUGCUGUCUCCAGGCCUGGACAGCUCGGUCUACAGCGACCUCUGCACCAUGGCUGACCUGGAGAGACCAUUGGAAAGGCGAGCGUGUAAGAGCCCCACUUGCGGCCCACAGUGGGAGGUAGCAGAGUGGACAGAGUGCCCUGCUAAAUGUGGCCGUAAAGCUCAGGUGACCCGAGAUGUCCGAUGCUCCGAUGAGACCAGACCAUGUGACCCCAUGACCCAACCAGCAAACAUUAAAAACUGUACUGGACCGCCCUGCGAACGCCACUGGACUGUGUCAGAGUGGGGCCCUUGCUCAGGCUCGUGUGGCCACGGCAGGAUGGUUCGUCAUGUGUACUGUAAGACUCCGGAGGGCCGCGUGGUUCCUGAAAACCAGUGUCCCCCAGAGAACAAGCCGCUGGCCACCCAUCCCUGUGGAGAGAGGGACUGCGCUCCACACUGGCUGAGCCAAGACUGGGAGCGGUGCAACACAACAUGUGGCCGAGGAGUGAAGCGCAGGAUUGUCUUGUGUGCCGGCGUCAGCGGAGGAAAGGUCCAGAACUUUGAUGAAGAGGCGUGUGGAGGCAGCGAGAAGCCUGAAGACGAAGCCACGUGCUUCGAGAGGCCGUGCUUCAAAUGGUACACCACCCCCUGGUCUGAGUGCACAAAGACAUGUGGCGUGGGAGUGAGGAUGAGGGACGUGAAGUGUUACCAGGGCAGGGAGCUGGUCCGAGGUUGCGACCCCCUCACCAAACCAGUGGCCAAACAGACGUGCACCCUGCAGGCCUGCCCCACCGAGCCUCCAGAUGAGAGCUGUCAGGACCGACCCUCCACCAACUGCCUGCUGGCGCUGAAGGUGAACCUGUGCAGCCACUGGUACUACAGCAAGGCCUGCUGCCACUCCUGCCGAGCUGUUCGACCAUAAUGGUCUCGGAGGCCACCACUGCAGCAUCUCUCCACCUCGAGCUCCCAACACCAUAUUGAGGAACCAAAUGACACUCCCUGACCAUGGGGUCAGGGUUGUUAUCUGCACCUCUCAGCCACAUGCAAGCAGUGUUUUGACUUAGGACUUUUCUUCUUAAUGUUUUCUGAAUGUUUUACUAUGUGUUUCCAUGCAAACCAAGCAUGCACACCAUUGUUUUGAACCUGCUCUAAAUCCUACACCAGCAUCAUCGUUGCUUUCCUCGCCUGAUCAGCUUUGUGUUGACAUCAGGUUUUUUAGCUAAAAGGCUGUUUUACAUUUAAAGGUGUAGCCAACUUACUAGCUAUACACAGGAUGCUUUAUCUUUUGUUUUCAUCCAUCUUGAAAUCAAAAAUUAUCGCCCCCUAUUGGCCUGGCGUGCUUCUUUCAGCACUGUUUGGAUUUCUUUUCCAGAUUUUUGAGAUAUUUUGUCCAAAUGGACGGGAAAAUAACUGGGAUUGUCCAAAUGAGGCCUUAAAUUUGUAGAGCAGCCACUGUGAAUAACGAGGAAGCGUUUUCUUAAAAGCGGAACGUUAUUAGAUAAUUUAGGUUCUCUUUUCGAUCUUAUCGUUUUUCUGUUUUGCUAUAUAGACUUUAAGCCAUUUUGUAUCAACUGUUAUUGAAUAUUUAUCAGUUAUUAGUUCUGCUGUGGAGCCGGAGAUGAAGAGAAUUUUACACCUUCUGUCGUGUUCAUUGCUAAAAAAAACUAAAUUAUUUCCCGGCUGAAUAUACUGCAUGACAUUAUUACAGAUACUGUUUAUGAAACCCUAUUUAAUGUUGUUUGGGCAUCCAGCUCACUCUAACAUGAUGGGAGAAACAUUCCGAUUCGACCCGCUGCUGUUUGGCGCGUUGCCGGCACGCCUGCACGAUGUGGGAGCAUAUUUAUUAGUCAUAGCACAUUUUCAUUUAUCGCGACGGUCCCGACGCCAGCUGACGGUUCUUAAUCGGGUCAACUGAUGCCAGUUCUGGUUUGGUCUCUCUGGGGAGAGUCGGUGGGAGCACAGACGGAAAGAUUCCUGACACUUGAAGUAUGGCUGAAAUGUAUUCAGAUGUGUAUUUUAAACGGUCGUGUACUGUGUGUUUUUAUAUAACUGAUACCUCUUUGUACAAAACUGAAGUAUGACCAUUGUGUACUGUUAAUAUUAGCUGAAAACAUGAAAGUACUUUUAUUUCCAUUAAAUAACAGUUUGAAUGAACAAAUGCUUUUUGUUAAUAAAUGAAUUUCUACACAGCAGAUUUA